CUCGAAACAAUUCAGACGCGACAGUUGUGUGUGUGGAGAAGAGCAGACGACCGGCUGGAAAAUUUCAUAAUUAGGCAGAAACAGAACAAAGAAUGAUUGCACAAAAUUUAAUCAGUAAGCUACGUCCAUGCGUUACCCGCUUGGCCAGCACCAAAUCAAGCAGUGCACCCAAAUUUAACUGGCAAGAUCCACUUAACUUGGAGAGUCAACUAACCGAGGAGGAGGUGGCCAUCCGCGAUGCCUUCCGCGGCUAUUGCCAGUCGGAGCUUUUGCCGCGCGUAACGAUGGCCAAUCGCCUUGAGCAAUUUGAUAAGAAAAUCAUGGAAGAAAUUGGCAGUUUAGGAGUCUUAGGCUGCACACUGCAAGGCUAUGGAUGUGCCGGUGUCUCCAGUGUAGCAUAUGGUCUUCUUACGCGCGAAGUGGAACGUGUGGAUUCCGCAUACCGUUCAGCAGUGAGCGUACAAAGCUCCCUGGCCAUGGGCGCCAUCUACGACUAUGGAUCCGAUGAGCAGAAGCAAAAGUAUUUGCCCAGCAUGGCUCAAGGCAAACUGAUAGGCGCCUUUGGUCUGACAGAACCUAAUCAUGGCAGUGAUCCAGCUGGAAUGGAAACCCGCGCUAAAUACGACAGCAAAACCAAGACCUAUAUACUCAACGGAUCAAAGACGUGGAUUACCAGUGCACCCAUUGCCGAUGUGAUAAUCGUCUGGGCCAAGUGCGAAGAUGGCAAGCUACGUGGCUUUAUUGUGGAUCGCAAAUUGUCUGCCAAGGGUUUGGAUACGCCCAAGAUCGAGGGCAAGUUCUCGCUGCGCGCAUCACCAACAGGCAUGAUACUGAUGGAUGAUGUUCAUGUGCCAGAGGAACAGCUGUUGCCCAAAGCUCUGGGCUUCAGUGGACCCUUCAACUGCCUGAACAAUGCACGUUACGGGAUUGCCUGGGGUGCUUUGGGUGCAGCCGAGGCAUGUGUGGAGACGGCACGUCAGUAUACGCUGGAUCGCAAGCAAUUUGGACGACCAUUGGCCGCCAAUCAGUUGAUCCAAAAGAAGUUGGCAGAUGCCACAACUGAAAUAGCACUUGGUCUGCAGGCGUGUCUGCAUGUGGGUCGCCUCAAGGAUCGCAAACUGCACACACCCGAAAUGAUAUCGCUGCUGAAGCGUAAUAAUGCUGGCAAGGCAUUGGAUAUUGCUCGUCAUAUGCGGGACAUGCUGGGCGGCAAUGGCAUCAGUGAUGAGUAUCAUGUAAUCAGGCAUGUCAUGAAUCUGGAAUCAGUUAAUACCUACGAAGGAACUCAUGAUAUUCAUGCCCUGAUCUUGGGACGUGCCAUUACUGGACUGGCGGCGUUUGCUAAUUAAUUGAAUUUUGACUUAGAAAUUGGUACAACGUACUCUGGCAUUUGUUACUAGUUUUAAGCAAACUAACUAAAAAAAAUCAAUUAUAAGAACGAGA
This is a messenger RNA of Drosophila innubila, 1443 nucleotides long. Its product is annotated as glutaryl-CoA dehydrogenase, mitochondrial. NCBI's taxonomy places the organism in Eukaryota, Metazoa, Arthropoda, Insecta, Diptera, Drosophilidae. Gene Ontology annotation, biological process: fatty acid beta-oxidation using acyl-CoA dehydrogenase; fatty-acyl-CoA biosynthetic process. The transcript is spliced from 2 exons. The record is from RefSeq and is a predicted model, not a curated record. Gene Ontology annotation, molecular function: glutaryl-CoA dehydrogenase activity; fatty-acyl-CoA binding; flavin adenine dinucleotide binding. Bases 93 to 1349 code for a protein of 418 amino acids. Gene Ontology annotation, cellular component: mitochondrial inner membrane.